AUGCAACACGCAAAAAUUCCAAAAGUUAUCAUUAUCGGUACAGGACCAGGAGGACUUGCUCUUUAUCAUGCAUUGAUAAAGAACAAAGAUAAAAAAGAAUUCGAUGUGAAAAUCUUUGAACGGGAUUCCAGUCCUAGAG
Funneliformis caledonium is the source of this 139-nucleotide messenger RNA. NCBI's taxonomy places the organism in Eukaryota, Fungi, Glomeromycota, Glomeromycetes, Glomerales, Glomeraceae. The record is from the annotation of a GenBank genome assembly.